AUGAGUUCCGACAAGAGUUGGCUCGAGAUGCUCAAAGCCAAAGACAUCACCGAAAAAAUCGGGACUUUCCUCUUCAACCUAGCCUGGUCCAAGGGGACACGCUUGUGGAACGUCGAGGAGGAGGCCGAGAAGCUGCGGCGCACGGAGAAGCGCAUCCGCGCGCUGCUAACGGACGCCGAGCAGCGCCGCUACAUCGACGACGAAUCCGUCAAGCUCUGGCUCCUGGAGCUCAAGGCCGUCGCCUACGACGCCGAGACCCUGCUCGACCGCCUCACCACCUUCACCGCCGUGGCCAAACUGGACAGCACGGAGCCGUCUCGGAAGCGGAAGCGCUCCUGGCUUCCCGUGCAGCUCGGCCCCCGGCAGCGGUGGGGGCUGGACGCGAAGAUCGCUGAAAUCAACGAACGGCUCGACGAGAUCGCUAGGGGCCGCAGGAGGUUCAGGUUCCAGCAAGGGGAUGCGGCGAGGAGGGCGCAGCCAGGACAGCGGCCGCGCUUUCUUGAAGUUGCGACUUGCCCUGACGAGAGCUCCCAGUCUCAGAUCAUCGGUCGUGGCAAGGAGAAGGAGGAGGUUGUACAAGCACUUUUGUCGGAUCACGACAUCUCUCUUCCGGUGAUCUCCAUUUACGGCGCGGCAGGCAUUGGGAAGACGACGUUGGCACGCUGGGUGUACCAUGAUGAUAAGGUACAGGACCUUUUUCCAACUAAAAUCUGGGUAUGUUUGUCUGACAAAUGUGGUGUGACAAAGGCUACAAAGAUGAUCAUGGAAGCUGUCACCAAAGUAAAAUGUGAUGCAUUGAGCUUGGACAUAUUGCAGCAGCAGCUUCGUGAGCACCUGAGCACUACCAAGUUUCUACUGGUGAUCGAUAAUCUCUGGGCUGAGGAUUAUAACUUCUGGGAGUUACUGCGGUGCCCACUGCUUGCUGGGGAGAAGGGAAGCAAGGUCUUAAUAACAACUCGGAAUGAAAGAGUUUGGAGGAGGACGUCUACAAUCCACCCUUUACAUUUGAAGGGCUUGAGCCUUGAAGAAUGCUGGCUUCUCCUUAAAAAGUAUGCAUUAUUGAAUGGGCAAGGUAUGGAGAAUGAUUCCUUGUCAACAAUUGGGAGGAUGAUUGCAAGGGACUGUCAAGGUUCCCCAUUGGCAGCCAAAUCACUUGGGAUGCUUUUGUCUGAAACUAAUGGAGAGGAAGAAGAAUGGCUCAAUAUAUCAAAUCAAAUGAGGAUUCUUAAUGAAGACCAAAACAAUAUCUUGCCAAGUUUGCAGAUAAGCUAUCAUCACUUGCCAUAUCAUCUGAAGCAGAUGUUUGCCCUUUGUUGCUUGUUUCCUAUUUGGCAUGAAUUUGAGAAGGAUGAGGUGAUUAGGUUGUGGAUUGCAGAAGGCCUGAUUCAAUGCAAUGGUAGGAGGCGUUUGGAGGCAGAAGGAGGAAGAUUUUUUGACGAGCUUCUGUGGAGAUCAUUCUUUGUAUCCUCUGACAGUUCCACAAAUCAAAGAUACAGAGUGCCAAGUCUCAUGAAUGAGCUUGCGUUACUUGUUUCAAAAUCUGAAUUUUUGUGUAUCGAGCCUGGUAACUUGCAGGCUGACAUAAACGCUGACCUGGUCCGAUAUGCAUCUAUCCUUUGUCAAAAGGAUGAAUCCCCUGAACUGAGUAUGCUCUACAUCUAUGAAAAUAUAAGAAUAUUGAGACUGUCUACUCAAGUAAGGAUUCCUCUGAAAUGUGUUCCCUCAGAUCUUUUCCUCAAGCUAAGGUGUUUGCGGACACUGGAUAUUAGUAACAGUCAACUAGAGGAGUUGCCAGAUUCGGUUGGAUGCUUGACACACCUUAGAUACAUUGGCCUUCGCAAAACACUUAUUAAAAGGCUUCCUGAAUCUAUUAGCGCCUUGUUCAACUUGCAGACACUAGAUCUCAGGGAAUGCUACCGCCUUACUGAGUUACCUGAAGGGCUGAGCCGGUUAGUUAACUUACGUCACCUUGACUUGCACCUUGAAUGGGAUAGAGUGGUACCAAUAGCAAUGCCAAGAGGGAUCGACAAGUUAACUUCCCUUCAAACACUUUCCAGAUUUACUGUAAUUGCUGAUGGUGAGGCCUACUGCAACAUGAAGGAAUUAAAGAACAUCAACAUACGUGGGGAACUUUGCCUGCUGAAAUUGGAAUAUGCCACCCAUGAGAAUGUCAAGGAAUCCAAUUUGAGUGGAAAACAAUAUGUUGAAAAUCUGAUGCUGCAGUGGAGUUACAACAAUAGUCAAGCAGUAGACGAAGAAAGCACACGGGUUAUAGAAUCACUCCGUCCUCAUUCUAAGCUGAGGAGCCUCCGGAUUGAUAGGUACCCUGGGAAAAAUUUUCCAGGAUGGAUGGGGGAAAGUUCUUUCACCUAUCUUGAAGAUCUGUGGAUUUGCAACUGCAAAAAUUCUCAGCUUCUUCCAUCUGUUGGCGAACUGCCAAAUCUCAAAAAAUUGCAUCUUGAAGGCAUGCAUAGCCUGCAAAGCAUGGGUGCUCUUUUGGGUUUUCCGUCGCUAGAGGUUUUGACUUUAUGGGACAUGCCUAAUCUUCAAACAUGGUGUGAAUCGGAGGAAGCAGAAUUUCCUAAGCUCAAGGAACUUCAUAUAAGCCAUUGCCCAAGAUUGCAGGCUAUGACAAAUCUUCCUCCUGAGCUUUCUAAGCUGGAGAUAAAUAACUGUGGCACACUGUGUUCUCUCCCUGUGCUUCAACAUCUUCGUGAUCUGGUUGUUCAUAGAGGCAGUGAUCAACUAAUCGUAUGGAUCAGCCGGCUCAUAUCUCUGACUUCACUAACGCUGAUGCACUUUCUAGAAACUACGGAUAUACAGCAGUUACAGCACUUGAGUGCGUUGAAGAGAUUGAAGAUUGGAGGUUUCAAACAGCUUUUGUCAGUGACUGGUAAUAGCAGCAUGGAGGCGCUCUCUUCCCUUGAGUUCCUUGAGAUAUCAUCCUGCACAGAUCUCCAGCAAUUUUCUGUUGUGAGCUUGCAAUCACUCAAGGAUUUCAAGCUUCGCCAUUGCACCAAGCUGGAAGCUCUUCCGACAGGUUUCUGCAACUUGGGAUCUCUUAGACGUAUUGAAAUUCAUGACAUUCCUAACCUGAGAAUAGACGCUGGUGAUUUGGUAUUGCCUGAUAGUGUCUCCUGUCUGACACUAGCUGGAUGUCCGGCUCUGGAGGAUUGGUGCAAGAACGCAGGCGCCCAGAGAGUAAAUGCAAUUCCUAAUGUGAAGAUUGGGUUCUAA
This is a messenger RNA of Oryza brachyantha (malo sina), 3237 nucleotides long. Its product is annotated as putative disease resistance protein RGA4. Gene Ontology annotation, molecular function: ADP binding. Bases 1 to 3237 code for a protein of 1078 amino acids. NCBI's taxonomy places the organism in Eukaryota, Viridiplantae, Streptophyta, Magnoliopsida, Poales, Poaceae. The record is from RefSeq and is a predicted model, not a curated record. The transcript has a single exon. Gene Ontology annotation, biological process: defense response to other organism.